Messenger RNA from Coniophora puteana RWD-64-598 SS2, 618 nucleotides. RefSeq lists its product as uncharacterized. NCBI's taxonomy places the organism in Eukaryota, Fungi, Basidiomycota, Agaricomycetes, Boletales, Coniophoraceae. The record is from RefSeq and is a predicted model, not a curated record. Bases 103 to 450 code for a protein of 115 amino acids. The transcript is spliced from 3 exons.
CCGACUCGGGUUAGCCUCGAUAACUUAUACUUACUCCCGCCCCGCUCUAUCUCUGUACAAACUUUGUACACCAUACAUCUCGACUCCAUUUUCAUUAACGGCAUGGCAAGAGUCAAAGAGCGCGUUCUCGGAGCUCUCCGCACCGAUAACUUGGACACCUCAGGCAAGCAGCAGAGUAAACCCAGUCAUUCGCUGCUCGAGUCGGUCCGCCUGAUGCGCUCCCGUAACACCAAAUGGGAGGAAGGCUGGGAAAAGCGCAAGCGCGAGUGGGUCCGGCGAUACGGUAACUCGUUCCCACCAUGGGGCGCGGGCCUCCCGAACAGGGACCCCCGAUGGCACAGAUACGAGUGGGAGGAGGAGUCGGAGUCGAUCGGGCAGUUCACGGACACCUCGAGCCUCGCGUCGAGUGAUGAUGGGGAACGGAUUAUGACCAGGAGUUGGCGGUGGUGAUGUUGGCUUCGUUCGUGUUUCGUUUUCUGCAUUCGUAUUUUUAUACCUUCAUCAUUUCGUUCUUUCUUCAUACAUUUGUGACACGGACAUGCUUGAUAAAACGCUUAUACAUAAUGACAACCUACCAUGUAAUUUCCAGCGUUGAAUGAAGCCUGGUCCUGCAUACCC